AUAACGUCUGCAGCCAUAAUAGGACAUGGAGGCCGCCUCUCCUUACGGGAUGCGGUGAUGAUGCAAAAGAGUCACGGAUUUCUGCACGUAGAAGCGGAGGGGCGGGGUCACGUCACGGCAUCCCAGCAUUCCAGUUUUUCAUAGGUUGAUGGCGUAGGCUGGGGGGAAAAGAAAUAAUAAAAACAACUGCGUGCGAGUACGUGCGGUUCACCUCGCAGCCGCUGUAUGUGACGUGACGGAUUCAGAGAGAAAAAGGAGGGAGGCACCGCUGCAGCAGUGUAUCAUUGUCCGUCCUGUAGUCACGACAGGUGAGUGUCACUUUAUCGUCCCGGUUGUGCUGCUUUUGGAUCUGAGGUCUUUCUUUAGGCGUGGAAAAAUCCAGUGCUUGCUCCAGUUUGACCGACAUCACAGACACAGAGAGAGCUGAGAGCGCCGGCGGGCGGGUCCUGCAAAGCUUUCAACCACCACCUGAAGAUCUCCUCUCUGCAGCCUUCAUUUGGAGUGAAAUUUCCAGAAGAUGGAGGAGCAGCAGGGAAAUCAGGUAACAGGUUAUCUCCUGUUCUCUCUGGGCACCGCCGUCAUCGGCUCUCUGCAGUUUGGUUACAACACAGGAGUCAUCAAUGCUCCGGAGCAGAAACUACGAUCGUUCUUCAACGAUACCUGGGUCGAGCGUUAUGGAGAGCCAAUCUCUGCGGGGGUAUGUACCAUGGUCUGGAGUGUUGCUGUCGCCAUCUUCAGUGUGGGCGGCAUGGUUGGCUCCUUCAGCGUAGGCGUCAUGGCAAACCGAUUUGGCAGGCGUCGCUCCAUGUUCCUGGUGAACUCUCUGGCUGUGAUCGGUGGCCUCCUCAUGGGCUUCUCCACUAUCUGCUCCUCCUACGAGAUGGUUAUCGCCGGUCGCCUGAUCAUCGGCCUGUUCUGCGGUCUCUUUACCGGUCUGACUCCCAUGUAUGUGGGGGAGGUGUCACCCACUCCCUUACGAGGAGCCUUCGGCACUCUUCACCAGCUCGGGGUGGUGGUGGGCAUCCUGAUCGCUCAGAUCUUUGGUCUGGAGGCUCUGCUGGGCUCAGCCAAGCUGUGGCCCCUGCUGCUGGCCCUCACUGUGGCCCCUGCUGUCCUGCAGUGCAUCCUGCUGCCCUUCUGUCCCGAGAGCCCUCGCUUCCUGCUCAUCAACCUCAAGCAGGAGGAGCAGGCACGUAAAGCACUGGUGCGUCUGCGUGGCAGUGAGGAUGUGAGUAAAGAUCUGCAGGAGAUGAAGGAGGAGAGCGCCAAGAUGGCCAUGGAGAAGAAGGUCACCAUCCCGGAGCUUUUCCGCUCUGCAGCGUAUCGUCAGCCCCUCCUUAUCGCUGUCAUGUUGCAGCUCUCCCAGCAGCUGUCUGGGAUCAACGCUGUGUUCUACUACUCCACAGGCAUCUUUGAUUCAGCCGGUGUCAAACAGCCCAUCUACGCCACCAUCGGAGCUGGCAUCGUCAACACUGUCUUCACUAUUGUAUCCCUCUUCCUGGUGGAGAAGGCAGGACGAAGGACGCUGCACCUGCUGGGACUGGGUGGAAUGGCGAUCAGCGCUCUGCUCAUGACCAUCUCCCUCCUGCUGAAGGACUUUCCCGUGAUGAGCUACAUGGCCAUCAUUGCAGUUAUGCUUUUUGUGGCUAUGUUUGAGCUUGGCCCCGGUCCAAUCCCAUGGUUCAUUGUGGCCGAGCUGUUCUCUCAGGGGCCCCGUCCAGCAGCUAUGGCUGUGGCUGGCUGCUGCAACUGGACGGCCAAUUUCCUGGUUGGAAUAAGCUUCCCAAAACUAGUGGAGGCAUGCGGGCCUUGGGUAUUCCUCAUCUUCACCGCCUUCCUAAUCAUCUUCUUCAUCUUCACCUUCAUCAAAGUCCCAGAGACGAAGGGUAAGACCUUCGAUGAGAUUGCUCGCAGCUUUGGCGGCGGCCCGCCUCCCACCUCCUCAUCUGUUGAGGAUCCUCCUGCCACUGCCAGCGCCGCCACAACGCUUCCUGCUUCACCAGUGAAGGAAAAGGUCCCGUUGGUGGAGGCGCCACCGCCGGCAGCAGCAGCAGUUGAUCCGCCCCCGGCAGCUGAAACCACACCCCUUGAUGAUAAAUCCAAAUCAACAGUGCAGGAGAGUGUGUAGAGCAGCUGUAGGUAGAGUUUAGUAGAUGAAGGGGGUUAUGAAUGAAGGAAGAAUCACAGAUAUUACAAAAGUGCUGUAAAUUGUAAUUAAUUAUCAAACCUUGGAACAAUAGAAACUUUAUAAUUUUAAUACCAAAAAUGGCAGUAUUAUCAGCUUAGAGGCGUUGACCUUUAAAAGGUCAUGCUUUCUGCUUUUAUGGUAGACUCCUUAUUAGUCUCUGACAUUUCCUCAACUUCCUUCUUUUAUAUCCUCCCUUCCUCACCUGUGAAAGGGAAGCAGUCACUGUACAAUGCUACAGAUUAAAUCUACUGUACAUUCCUAGGAAUUAAGCUACAUUCAUUAAAAGGGUGAGUCUUUUUCAAGACAGCUGUGUGUCUAGUCAGGGCGGCACUUUUCCAACAAACGCAGGUUGUGUUAAUGGAAAGUGUUGCCGUCCAGGCAAAGGUCCAGGUUUAAAUGUCCGUCACUGCAGACUAGAAGCAGAAUGUGUUGACAACGGCACAGCCUUUUGUUUCCAGACAUGCUAAGUCCAUUCUGAGUUCAGGUCCAUGUAGUGCAAGAGGCGACGUGGAUAGCGAUGAUGCACUAUUUAUUUAUUUAUUUAUUUUUUAUUUAAUGUAUUUUUAAAGUUUAGACAGGCAUUGUAGUAGAUAUUAUAGUGCAAUAUAACUUGAUAGUUUCAUGUAGUGAUAUUUAAUGAUCUGUUAAUUCUUCUAGUGUUUUUGGAAGUGUUUUCAAAUCGCGGGUCUUAAGAAGGGAUUCUUAGAAUUUACAUUCUGCCUUCAGCUGUUAAAUAUGAGCUGACAAGCUGUGGAGCUUUUUAGCAAUGCCAAAGUACUGAACUUUAAUUUCCACCUGGUGAACACGAGUAACUUUAAAUGUGUUUCAGUUUGAGAAAUUAGCAGCCACAGGUCUCAAGUUUAUUCAUUCUGAAAGCUAAAUUGGUGGUUAAAGCUGUAAUCCACAAGUUUGUUCAACUUUAUUUAGUUUAGCACCUUGUUCUGCUUUUUCUUGAAUUUAGGUAAAAGGAAUACAAAAUGAUCAUUUGUAUAUCAACGUCUUACCCUGUGUAACACUGAGUUCAUGAAGAAAACUUUGCUCCACAGUAAACGAAGAAUCCAAAAACAGAGAAAAUGCUCAGUGGUUUGAAGCCAAAGGAGGCAGCGUUUAACAACAGCAAAACUAUAUCACAAAGCUGGUUUAUAAACUCUCACACAACUUGGCCUUCGUACAAUCUAAGUUAGCAAACAUUGGUCUGACGUUGACGUUUCCUUGGCCCAGACUGGUCCCGGUCAGACACCAAAAUCUGAAACGUGGUGAUACGGCAAAUGGCCAGAUGAUGGUGUUAUUUCCACCUCCAAUUCCAAUAAGUCCAUUCAGAUUCUGUCUUACAAGCAUAUUAGUAUAAUAUUGAUCAUAUUAUUGCUGUGAAAAAGCAAAUAGAUGCAUCUUUGGUUUUUUUUUUUUUUUUUUGUAUCACAAAAAUGAUUUAUUGACAAUUUUAUUUCUUUGGUUGUGAAAUGGUUGUAAUCAGAUGGCCGCACCAUGACGUCCACUCCAAGUGCAAAGAGUAGUAUUACUGGACGCCCUUUUUUUUUUUUUUUUUUUUUUUUUAAAAGUGUUGGUUUUUUUGCACUCUUGCCUUCAAUCGAUAGGACAGUAUUAAGUGUGAAGGGGGAGUACAUGCAUUUGAACUCUGCUAAUGCUUUCCAUUUAGCAGAGUUCAAACGAAUGUGUUUUCUCAGGUAUGCUACAUGCAUGAGACUAUUUAUGCAGAAGUGUUUUAAAUAGAAAGGUUUUUGUGAAAAUGCAUGUGUUUGGGAAGUACUGAGCAUAUGACUGGAUAAAUGACACCUGGAUUAUGCGGCACAGGUUGUUUGAGAGGUUGUAAACAUAUGUUUUGAUAUAGUUUUGCUGUUGUUAGAUGCGGCCCCCUUUUACCAUCAAUAAUUUUCGUAUUUGGUUUCUUUGUUCAAAAAAGUUUUCCUGAAGAAUUCAUUGUAACAUGGGAUGAAUAACUGCUGUUCAAAAGGUCUUUUUGUGGAUGAAAUAUGCAUUUAACUGAGUUGGUGCUGAGUUCAAUCCAAACAAACAAAUUUCCUGUUUACCAGAGAAUUUGGUUUAAAAAAAAAUCAUUCACUCCUUAUUGAUUCAAUUUCUACUCAAAUUUAUGAAUAGACAAAUACAUAUUCUAUUGUUAAAUCUUGUGGACUAUUGCUUUAUUGCAUUGGUAAAUUGCUGCAAGCAUUUUAGGGCAUGCUAUGACUGAGGCCUGUGGACAAAAACAUGUCGGCUGGAUUGUCAUAGAUUACAGUAGGGUAACGUGCAAUGUAUAUUAUUUUUUGUUAGAGAAAAAAUUAUGAGUAUUUAUUUCCUUAGAAAUUAAGUUUUAUAUGAAGUAUAAAAUUAUAAUACACUAAAGCCAGUUUAGAAUCGUAAUGCUUUCCAGAUUAGCCCAAGUAAUGAAAAGCUGGAUGAGUCUGCAGUGAGCUUUUCCUGCUGUGGUGGAGUAAACCUACAUCACAUGAAGUGCAACACUGUAAAUCUCAUUUGUUACUCUCUGUGUAGAUGCACUUUGUAAACCAGAUAAGCAGCAAAGCAUUAGAACCAGAAUCACUAAUGUAGAAGCCACUAAUAACAACAGCGCUUUGUGUCAAAUGAACAAAAUAAUAUUUCUAUUUACAAAGCGACUGCGUAUAUCUGGCCGAGCUGUUAUUAGAAUAGAUAGGUAUGAAAUGUGCAAUCAAAAAAGAAACUGCAGCCUGAAUUAUGUUGGAGCUAAUCAUGAAGCGAGGAAAGUAACGGGGAAGUGCUAAUACUGUAUAAACAACGGGUACACAUUAUGUAAGUGACAGGCCGAUUUUUAUAGUUCCUGUCAUUUGAUUAGAAAAAAAAUAAUCUGGUUACCUUAUAUGAUUUUUUUCUUUAUUAUUUUUACAUAUUCACAAAGGGAGAAAUGACAAAAAACUCAAUUUUGUUGACCUCGAUGAUGAUCUGAGAAAAUAAUUUGUUAAAAUCAAAACAAGGAGUGUAAUUCCAAAAUGAGAUAUCCACCAUUUUAAAAACCAGGCUCCUCUUAUUACAGCAGGACAUGAAGUUAUGGUGGUGUCAUAACAUUGGGAGUUUACAAAUAAGACUCAAAAGCAGAGAAGCUUUGGCAAGAAGGAUUUCUUAUUGAUUUAGAGGGCAGAAACUACACAUCAUGUGUUGUAUUGAAUUAAAGAAAAAGAGACAGAUUUUUAAAAAUUCGGAAUUUUAAAAAAUGUUUUGUCUUUGUCUCCUAAUUUUGUCUGUUGGCUACGGUAGCUAUCUUGUGCUCCAAUAACUGCAGUAUUCUGUCAAUCAUUAAUUUUGGUGUCUUACGAUGGUAAUAUUAAGAGAACAGAGGUUACAGGAGAAAUAAUCUCAUGUGUUUUACUUCCAGCCUCUGGUCUCUAAAGGUUCUGUAUGCGACAUUCAGAGCACCAAUAUAGCAGAAAAUCACUAUUUGCAAUGUAAAACUAUAGUAGAGUAAUGGCAGUCAAACUACCUGUGUGUGUGUUAUAAUCUGAGCUUUUCUGUAGUUUGUUGUGGUAAGCCACAUGUGCAUAUAAAAAGACCUGGACUCAGCGUUGAAGGGGGGUCACGUUCAUGCCUAUGAAAGUUGAUCGAUGAUGCAUGAAGCCAAAAAAACUUGACUUCCUGGUUUUUAAAUUACCCGAGAACUUCUGCAUCGUUGGGUCAAUAGACCAAACACACUAGAGACUUUGCUGGCUGAGCAGCUAACUUCCAGUUUAGGGAUGAAAUGAUCAGGGCUGCCCCGAAUAGAUAGAGAGGGAGUGAUAGAGAGGGGGUAAGAGAAGGUGGAAGGUGGACUAUAGCAUGCAAUGUUUCUGUUUGCAAAUUAGUAUCCCUUGCCACCUUUUUCCAGUUUCCUCCACCAGUUUACUGGUGAAAAAACAAAACAAAAAAUGAAGCAUUCAAAUACUGACUUGGACGUCAAUUACUGUGGCAACCACUGAAGCUUUGAAGCUUCAAAUCAUUCAGGUCAGCCCUUAAAACGAUUUAAUCAUGCGGCUGUGGAUCAAAUGGAUCAAAUCCCAAAAGUGAAGCCAGUCAUUUUGCAUGGGUUGUGACACUCAAAAAAAUGUAUCCACUGAUUUGCAGAUGUCUCUUUUAAAGUGUAAGUCUAUGGGAAAAAGUAUUUUUGGGCCAAAUGGCAUCACGUGACAAACCUACAAGUUGUAGUUAAACAGCUAGACUACUAUGUCAAAUUGGCUUAAAAGUCUGCGGAAGUGUAAUAAUAAUAAUAAUAAUAAUGAUGCAUUUUAUUUGUUAGGGCGCCUUUCAAGCCACUCAAGGUCGCCUUACAGCAAAGAUAAAAAAGCAUACAUCAAACAAGAAACACAGCACAGUAACACACGUAUGGCACUUAUCGUUUGCUCUGUCAGCUCUGCUGCCAUUGUUUAGAGUUGUUUAUAGAGUUAGCACUGUUAGCUGCUAGCUGCCGGCUCAGCCACCUCCAUGUUGAGAACCAUGUGCAAAGAACUCAUACACUCUGAAUUUUGCAUAGAGCUCCUUUAACUCAAACUCACUAUUUAAGAACACAAACUACCUUCCUAUCUGCCUUCAAGUCAAAAUUAUCAAUUUUCUUAAAAAUUGACAUUUUGGUGUAAAACUCUCAGAUGUGUUAACUUGUUCGAUGUGUGUCACAAUGCUGACAUGACAUGUUGUUGUGAUCUAACAUGAAGAAUGUGUUCACAUUUUGUAUGACAUUUAAAGCCCAAACGCACUGAACGCGACUUUUGACACUUUGUCAAUAUAGUGAGUGACAAUUGAAUUAUGUAUGUCAAUACCAAUUUAGAUAAUAACAAAGUUAACAAAACAUCCUAGUUUGUUGCCUGAAUCAGACACUUCCAGUAUGUUUCGGCUUUAUUUGUCUGGUCCAGUCGUCGUCUACAUUGUAAUGCUUUGUCUGAGAAGUCAGCUAUGUUGUAGCAUUGUCAACCUUUACAUAUUUAUGCAUUACCAACAUUGUACAGUUUGUUUGGUGAAUACGUGUGUGACGCAAAGUAGGCUAUAUUUUCUAUAUGAUUCAUGCUGCACUUUGAGAACAUAUUUAUUUAUAUAUGUAUUAUUUAUUUUUUUGGCUACACUGGGAAAAUAUUUAUCUUGACAAGUAAUUCAAAUGAUAUAUACUGCAGUGUAACAUUUGAUUGGAGUGAUACCUCCCUUGUUUUAAAAUACUUACUCGUAAGCUGAUUUGAAAACAUUAAAGUGUGUCAGUGACAUUUUUCGCUUGUUUUGAGAAUAGAAGCCCAUAAGAUUGAUUUGACGCGAUGAUAAGGGGCUUGUUAAGAUGAAUAUUUCUUACAGUGCGAGGAUAGAUUAUGGUCGGAGUCAUGGCUUCGUUGUGUAUUGCUGUAUUUGUGGAUAAUAGUGACGUGCUGUGUUUGCACUGGGGGAGGUGCGUGGUACACUCCUCUCAUGGUAGUGUUCAGUGUUGUAUUCAACCUCUCCUGCAAGGUCCUGCUUCUGUCCUUCUAUUAACACUGCUCCUGCUGUAGGGCACUAACACUGAACUUUACCAAACCUGAGUCUAGUAUGGAUUUAAAAUGCUUUCUAUUACUCAGACUGCCCAGUCGGGUUUGCGUCUUGUGAUAUCGCAACUUCAGGUACCUCCAGAGAUCUGUGUUCAUUGCUACCCUUUCUCUCUGAGGUGAUAUUAAGGUGUCUCAGAGGUAAAAGUGAAGGAACAGAUUGUGUUUAAUAUGAUGUUUUAAAAGUGGUAAAAAGAGCCGAAAUGUCUCUUUUGACCAGGAGGAAUUUGUUUGGGGUGCCACAUUAAUACCAAGUUAAAAGUUUUAGUUCAAGGUGCAGGUCUGUGGCCAACAUGAGGGUGCAAUCACACCUACAGCUUGUUUUCUCUGGUUCAAACCAUUGUUUUUAGGUGACACUGCCCAUUUAUGAAUCAGGGGUUGUAUAGUCGACUAAUGUAUGUAAACUUGCCACUGUUUGAGCAGUGGUUACAUAACCUUUGAAAAGGCUAACUUUACUGUGCACGUGCAUGCAUGGACAUGGGGAUAGGUGAGCUCCGGUACUGGGGCAAACAAACACAGAAGUUUCACCCUGGAGAUCACUGUUUUUGUCCAGUGUGAAACUAAUGGUCAGCACUUAACCUUAUACACUUUAGUCCUUUACAAAGUUAUGUCACGUUACAUACGUCACUUUACGAACAUCACUUUAUGUACUUAGGUCACUUUAUGUACGUACAUCACUUUCGACUAACUUGCGUCCCGUACAUAACAAACAUAGUUAUUUUAAAUGAAAAGAAGAUCAUUUAUUAAACCUAACCAAGUACUUCUGGUGCCUGAACCGAAACCCUCCCACUAAACAUAAUUUGGCAUUAAUGGGUCGUGGUCAUUUCACAUAUUUCUGUGAAAGCGUGUUGAUAUUUUAGCACUUUGGGCUGGUCAAGACAAAUCCAAAGAAGUGCAAAUUUGCAAUGGCUGUUACCACAUACACGCAUGCAUCUCCCCAUAGCCACGCCCCCUUUUGGCCAAUUGGCCAACACAAACACACACCCUCACACACACACUUGGUGGUGGGGCAAUUUUUGUGGACUGUCCAAUAACCAACAGAGGGAGCUAUAGAGCUGCUGGCUGCAGCUAAAAAUCCCAAACUGUAUUGUUUUUCACCCGGCCUUAUAAAGUGAACCAACAAAACAAAUGCUCUCACAACUUGUGUGGUGUGGCUGCACUCUGAGAAAUGGCUGAAUCAGCGAAUCACAAAAGUACAUGAAAGGAUUUGAAUCAAACAGUGGACCCAGGUGCACACUGCUCCUAACCAUAGACACCCACUUUAUGCACAUGUAUGAACUCAAAAUGCUCCACUGUACAGGCACAGGAGAGUAUAAGUAUUCAUCUGUAAAUAUGUAUUUUUUAAAAGAGUACUGUUUAUAUGUUGACUUGCACGGUCAUGCGUGUGUGGAUUAUUUUUCUUUCGGGGUGCACAUGUUUUGUUGAAGAGAGGAGCUGAUUUAGCUGAACGUCUCUUUACUCUUUCGUAGUGGCAAAUUUAGUUCCUUCUGUGUGUGGACGUAAGUCACUGACUGCCUCCUCUCAUUUUCACCUCAUGUAUUUGUCAUCAUUCAAUCACAGUCGUGUACUUUAUCUGUGUGCCUAUUCAGAUUUAUACUCAGAGAUGUUGAUAGUAGUUGACUUUUCUCAUUUUUAUUUGCCACCAUAUGGUCGUUGUUUUCUUUUCUUCUAACAAUUCAUGUCUAUGAUCACAUUUCGAUGGUGGCUGCUGCCAACAUUGUCAAGAGCCAAGGAGUAAAUUCCAAACAUGCUAUAUUCCACUUGCUUAUUGUAACAAAAGCAUCAUCAUUGAUUACCAGAUACGUCAUAAUAAACCACCUCUAAAAUGAACCAUGUAGUGUGACAGACUUGAAUCAACAUGCUUUAGCUGCUGUGAUCUUUGUUUUGCUCGUUUGUUUGGUCCUGAUCUGUGUGUUACAACUGUGUAAAUAAAUGUACUGACUGUGCUGUAUGCUUGAGUAUCAUGUACUGUAAGCUAUUUGUGCCUCUCUGCACCUCACACAUUCACAGACACAUUAUUUAUAGUGUGUUACUGAAGUGAUUUCAGACACACACAGCCAUUGUCUGUAUGCUUUGCUGUUCUGAUGGCAGCCAAUGACUCAGAUAAAUCUUCAUUAAGUGAUACUUACAGGAUGUGUAGGGAUUUGAUUGAAUCUGUUAAAGGGACAGUUCACCCCAAAAUCAAUUUAGAUAUUUUUAUCUUACUUGUAGUGCUUUAUGAAUCUAGAUUGAUAAACAGCACUACAAGUAAGAAGGUUGUUAUGUAUUUUAGAUUUUUUUGGGGGGUGAAAUGUCCCUUUAACUGUAGCUUUAGUUUCUGUAAUGUGACGGAAAUGAGCUGAGCAGAUGACACUGUAGCUUCAGUGAGAAUAGUCAGGCUUUUUGACAUUUCUCUGUGCCACGCCGGUGAUGUACCCCAACUGUUUUUUGUUUCACUUGUGUUUGUAUUGUACAUGUUGUUAAAUAAAAUAUUCAUCAUGUAACGAGACAUGGUGUGAAAGUG
Molecule: messenger RNA, 10210 nt
Organism: Epinephelus fuscoguttatus (brown-marbled grouper)
Lineage: Eukaryota; Metazoa; Chordata; Actinopteri; Perciformes; Serranidae
Product: solute carrier family 2, facilitated glucose transporter member 1-like
Exons: 11
Coding region: 518-2128 (536 amino acids)
Biological process (GO): monosaccharide transmembrane transport; response to insulin
Cellular component (GO): apical plasma membrane; basolateral plasma membrane
Molecular function (GO): hexose transmembrane transporter activity
Source: RefSeq, a predicted model, not a curated record